AUGGCUCAAGAGGAUGUUAGCUCCCAGCAGCUGCAGCCAGAAACGAAGGCAGAUUACUCAGUCGAAAUUGAAGAUACCAAUGAGGUGGAUUUUCUUGCCUACUAUGAGGGAGCUACUGGUCGUUUAGUAGUUGAUGCCGAUCAGGCCAAGGUCGAGUUUGGAGAGGUAAUGGCAUCUCGCCUAAAGCUUAGCCCUGACGGGUUGAAAUGGUCUGAUUUCCGCAAGACUAUGCACUUGAUCAUUAUUACGAUGUCUGCAGUGGUACCUGACUUCGACUCUGCAAUCGGAAUCGCGUCAAUAUUUGGCCUCGCUCAAACUUAUGACACAACCUCAGGUGUCAUCAACGAUGUGACGUCAAACUGGAGCAUCUUCCUUCUGGGUUGGGGAGGCAUCUUCUGGGUCAUGCUCAUGAGACGCUAUGGUCGGCUGCCAGUGCUCUUCUGGAGUCAGCUUUUUGCACUUGCAUUCUUGGUUGGCGCUACAUUGGCACCGAAUCUAGCUACCUUUGCAGGAAUGCGUUGCCUGACUGCAUUCUUUGGAACAUGUCCCCAGGUGACAGGUCUUUAUGUCGUGACGGAUAUCUUCCCCUUCCAUCUUCAAGCACGGAAGCUGAACAUCUGGACUUCGGGUUUUGUUAUAUCGCCUUUCCUAUCGCCAUUCGCAUUUGGCUUUCUUGUUGCGCGUAUGAGCUGGAGGUGGGCCUAUGCUAUAGGAUCUAUUUACGGCGCCAUCGUAUUAUUUCUCAUUGUGUUUUUCAUGGAAGAAACUAUGUAUGAUCGUCGCCUUGCAUCACAGCCAUCGCGAACUUCUAUUGGACUGCGAUAUCGAUUUGAAACUUUGAUAGGCGUCACUGGGUACAAGAUGGCGAAAUACAGACCACGAUGGCCGGAAGUUCUGUUGGCAUCUUUAGAUGUCGCUUGGCGUCCCCAGUUUUUCUUUAUAGUUCUCUUUGAGGCCCUUGUUUUCGGGUUCUCAAUCGGUGUGAACACGACAAAUGUUAUCUUCAUGGGAUCUUCUCCUCCCGUCGGAUUUGGCUUUAGCCAAUAUGCUGUUGCUGGAGCCUAUGCGACUCCAAUUGCAAGUUUUUAUUCCUUCGGUGAAAUGUUUAUGAUUAUUGUCGCCGUCCUUUUUGGCGAGUGCAUUGGUCGUUAUGUGAAUGAAUUCGUUAUGAAUCUGCAUAUUCGCAAAAAUGGUGGUUUCUUUGAGGCCGAGAGUCGCUUGUGGACCUGUUACUUAGCUAUGCCGCUUUAUAUCUGUGGCUUUUUGACACUGGGUGCUGGGAUACAGAACCUCAGCCAAGCUGCUCUCAUCAUGGGCUGGGGCAUUUCGAUUGUUGCAAUCACCCUCAACACUGUUGCAGGCGAAGUCAGUGCCCUCUUAAAUCUCGCAAGAGCAGUUGGCGGUUUCGCAGUCGCAUAUUUCCAAGUCACAUGGGCUACAAAAUCUGGAGCAUUGGUAGUGUUUGGUGUUGAAGCAGCGCAAGUGAUAUUCCUUAGCACACUCGAGAGCCUAACGGUUUUUAUAGGCUUGUGA
This is a messenger RNA of Suillus bovinus, 1533 nucleotides long. Its product is annotated as MFS general substrate transporter. The transcript has 19 exons. The record is from RefSeq and is a predicted model, not a curated record. Bases 1 to 1533 code for a protein of 510 amino acids. NCBI's taxonomy places the organism in Eukaryota, Fungi, Basidiomycota, Agaricomycetes, Boletales, Suillaceae. Gene Ontology annotation, biological process: transmembrane transport. Gene Ontology annotation, molecular function: transmembrane transporter activity.